This is a messenger RNA of Fusarium pseudograminearum CS3096, 1446 nucleotides long. RefSeq lists its product as uncharacterized. The transcript has a single exon. The coding region runs from base 1 to 1446 and encodes 481 amino acids. NCBI's taxonomy places the organism in Eukaryota, Fungi, Ascomycota, Sordariomycetes, Hypocreales, Nectriaceae. The record is from RefSeq and is a predicted model, not a curated record. Gene Ontology annotation, molecular function: protein binding.
AUGAGAAAUCUGCAGCAGAAUGCCAAUGACAGGGAACACGCCACGGCUGGUUUCGAUGUACCUCCACCAUACACGUCUCCUAUCAGUCCCACGCAAGCCAACAAGCCCUCUUUCUUCAAAGCUCUGAAAUCCAGCUUCCGCUCGAAGCCUGAUCCUCUCGUCUCAGCGCUAUGCCACGCGACUAUGCGUGGUGAUGAACAACAGGUGUCGGGUCUCAUCGCACAGGGCGCCAACGUCCACGGCCGCAAUGAUGAUGGCAAUACACCCCUCAAAUGCGCUAUUCUAAACGACCAAGCUGGAACUAGUCGCCUGCUCCUCUCUAUGGGAGCAACCACAAACAAGGUACCUCCUCUUUUCAAGGCUGCGUCUAUGGGGAGUUUGAACGUCUGCAAAAUGUUACUUGACUCUGGCGAGGACGUAAAUGAAGUUUCCAAAACUGGUGAGCCAUGUUUUGUCGAAGUUGUGAAUAAGGGGAAUGUGGCAGGUGUGAGGUUCCUCUUGGAAAACGGUGCUAGAGCAGGUGCAUCUACACUGGCCGGCGGAAGUGUUCUCGCGCAGGCUGUCAAGAAGGAUCAAGUCGACGUUGUUCAUGCAUUGCUUGAACAUGGAGCAGACGUCAACAGUCACGAUGUCCACGGAAACUCAGUCUUGAACAUAGCUAUUCAGAAUGGGAAUGCGAAACUGGUGGGCCUGCUUCUGGAAAGAGGCGCACAAACUCAACCAGCCACUAUCCUGUGCACGACGAUCCUCGAGUACACCAUCAACAAAAAGCGCUUAGACAUUUUGAGACAGCUUGUAGCUGCCGGCGUUGAUCUCGGACUUACAGAUGCCCAGAAUCAACCCGUCCUCAUAAAGGUUAUCAGGAAUCCUCUUCUAAAGAAGGAUGACAAGCUGGAAGUCAUGCGAAUGCUCAUGGACAACGGCGCCGACUAUGAUGCCAUCGACAUAACCUUCGGUCUUCCCGCCAUCUGUCACGCAGUGGAAACAGCCAGCCCUGAAAUUGUCGAAGAACUACUGAUCCGCGGUGCUGAGACCAAGGUACGCAUGUUGGGGGGUCAAACAAUGAUAACAUACUCCAUUGAUGUCAACCACCGCAAUCACGUCAAAAGUCUGUUAUCUUACGGUGUUGAUGUGAACGAAGUAGACGGCUUGAACAGAACGCCGUUGAUGCUGGCAAUGUUGAGGCUUGACUUCAACAUGGCCAAGCUAUUCAUGGAUCAUGGAGCUGAUCCAAUGGCGGAUGUGAAUGAGAGCGCAGUCAAGUUUAUCAAGGCUUUGAAGAGAAGGGACUUUCUCGAAAUACUUGGUCUCGCGGGAGAGCCUCGAUUACAGCAGAUCAGGGGCUUGUCGCAGGUUAGGGACUCGCCAGCAGGUCCUUCUACGACUGAAGAACAUGCACCCGAUGUCCCACCACCAUCGUACGAGGUUGCUGCUGGAAAGGCUUGA